AGCACUACUACUCCUACUACAGUGAGCUGUGAGCAUUCUUCAUCUGGACACCAACCAACCCCUUCCUUCACUAGCUUCAGUUCUAUCUGAAAUGGCAGAAAAGGAGCAUUUAAACGAAGAAAUUGAUGUUCCACCCAAGAAUAAAAAUAUUCGCCGCCGUCGUAGUUAUCAUCUCUACCAAGAAAAGAAAAAUCAAAGACGCUUCCAGGAGAUAUUAUCCAAGUUGUCUGAUGAAAAUCUCAUAAAGGACAGUGGAUCAGGAAAGUUAUACAAAGGACGAGUAUUACGGUAUGGGAAGUUGAGGGAUAUUGUUGCAUGGAGGUUAGAUAGUAAGUAUGGGCAAGGAUACAUGGAGUUCGAGACAGAGAUUAGAAUGCUUUCUAAUCUCCAGCAUAAAAAUAUCAGCUCUAUAUUAGAGUCUUAUAACCAGGAUAAUGAAAAGAUCAUCAUUUACAAGGGAGGAUCUCAUGGGAUUCUGGACCAACAUCUAUGUGAUCCAACUCUCAUAUGGUCUCGGAGACUACAAAUAUGUUUAGGCAUUGCACGUGCAUUGAAUUACAUCCAUUAUGAUGUCAUACAUUGUGAUAUUAAUACCUCUAAAAUAAUUUUAGAUGAAGAUUGGGAACCCAAGAUAUUUGGUUUUGAACUUUCCUCAACAUAUCCUCAAAGUUGGAGGCAUCGCCUUCGGUUCUCUCAAUUCUUUGACUCCACCAGCAUUAUAACACCAAAAUGUGAUGUAUACUCUUACGGGGUAUUAUUGUUUGAAGUCCUUUGUGGGAAGAAACCAUUGGUUGAAGACAAUGAGGUUAAGGAAGAUCUAGAUGAGAUCAUUGAUCCUAAUCUAAAGAAACAAAUGGACGCACAAUCGUUGACACUAUUCUUAAAAAUAGCUUACAGCUGCUUGAAUCAUCAACUUAUGGAGCGUCCAACUAUGGACCAGAUUGUCAAAGAACUUGAGGAAGCGUUGGAACUUCAAUGGAAACAUGAAAAUCUUGAGCAUUUAACAGAUGCGGAGGAAGGGAUAUUAUCUAACCACAUGAAGAUGGAAUUAUUGAAGAUUCCGCUAAGCAAAAUAAGGUUGGCCACAAAUAAUUUUGAUGAAGAAAAGGUUAUAGGGUGUGGCGGGUAUGGUAAAGUGUAUAGAGCAAAUCUUGACGUUUUAGAUAUCCAAAGUUUGUCAUCAGUGGAAGGGAAAUGUAAAGAUGAACUUCCAAAGAAAAGCAAAACUGUAGCUAUAAAACGCAUCAACGAGAGGUCAGACGAUCAAGGUAAGGAAGGGUUUUUGAGGGAGAUUGAAUUGCUUACAAGUUGUAAGCAUUCAAACAUUGUCUCUCUUCUUGGCUUUUCCAAAGAAGCUCGCGAAAUGAUUCUUGUAUAUGAAUAUGCUUUUAAAGGAAGCCUUAGUGAGUAUCUGGGAAGCACAAGUAAAAAGAUUAAUCUUAAUUGGUCGCAAAGAGUACAGAUAUGUCUUGAUAUGGCACAUGGAAUUAAUUACCUUCAUACCGACAUGGAGGGUAAACCAAGGAUAGUACAUCGAGAUAUAAAGAGCGAUAACAUUUUGUUGGAUGAGAAUCUGAAUGCAAAGAUUGCCGAUUUUGGGCUCUCAAAGUUCCACCCUGCCAAUCAAGAAGUGAGUGCUAUCUAUACGAAUAAUAUUGCUGGCACAGAGGUGUACAUGGAUCCUGAAUUUCUAACUACAAAUAAGUAUAAAAAAGAAUCAGAUAUAUACUCAUUUGGAGUAGUUUUAUUUGAGAUCCUAUCUGGGAGAUUAGCCUAUGAUCCGAUUUACAUGAUGGAAAAUGAAAAGGGGCUUGCACCUAUUGCCCGACGACGGUUCAACGAGGGAACGUUAAAGGAAUUGAUAGAUCCUCACAUAAGAGAAGAAGAUGAUAAACAUGGUUUUACUCUAAAUAGAGGGCCGAAUCAAGAAUCUUAUGAUUCGUUUGCAAAAGUCGCAUAUCAAUGUUUGGCAGAAACUCAAGCCAAACGUCCAACAAUUGAGGCUGUCAUUAAGGAGCUGCAGUGUGCAUUAAAAUUGCAAGGGGAAACCAUGGUACUCUCAAGGUUUCGGCUUAGUGAUAUAGCAUUUGCUACUGAGAAUUUUUCAAAAACAUAUUGUAGUGGGUUAGACUCAAAUGGUAUGGUGUAUAAAGCAGUACUUGAUCAUUUUGACAACAAAAGUUUAUUGGCGACAGAAGAGAAGAACAGUGGUGAACCACCCAAGAGACGCAUUAGUGUCGCUAUUAAACGUAUCUCUACUAGAGAAGACAGGCACAAAGAAGAAGGGUUCUUUGAAGAAAUUGAAAUGCAUACAAGCUAUAAACAUCCCAACAUAGCUCCUCUUAUCGGCUUUUGUGAUGAAGGUAAUGAUAUGAUCCUUGUUUACCAGAAUGCUUCUAGCGGAACCCUCGAUGACUAUCUGAGAGGCACUAAUAAAAUGGGUAAGUAUACGUGGACUCAACGUCUAUAUAUGUGCCUUGAGAUUGCACGUGGACUCAAUCACCUACAUACCAUGAUGGACCGCAAGCAAGGAAUGAUACAUGUAGACAUAACGAGUGCCAACAUUCUGGUAGGAAAAAAUUGGGAAGCGCAGAUUGCUUAUUCUGGGAUCUCGAAAUUACUCCCAGUAAAUCAAGAGGAAAGCACCCACAUCUCUGCCAAUAGCGUAGGCACAAAAGUGUAUCACGACCCAGAAUUUGAAAAGACCGGUGAAUUGAAAAAAGAAUCAGACAUAUACUCUUUUGGAGUGGUUCUAUUUGAAAUCUUUUGUGGGAGGUUGGCAUACGAUCCAGCUUACAUAGUUGAAAAUGACAAUGGGCUUGCACCAGUUGCCCGUCGAUGCUUCAAUGAUGGAACAAUAAAGCAAAUAAUAGAUCCUGCGCUAAAGGAAGAAACGGAUGAAACUUCACAUAGAGUUCCUGUUCAAGAUUCGCUGGACACAUUUAUAAGAAUCGCAUAUCAAUGUUUGGCUGAAACUCGAGCAGAACGUCCAACCAUGAAAAUGGUCAUCAAAGAACUUGAGACGGCGCUUAACUUUCAAGAAAACCUUAUGCAAGCCCUUCAAGUUUCACUUAAAGAUGUUGAGGAGGCCACAAGAAACUUUAGUCAAAAAAAUUGUGUUAGAAGUGGAAGAUAUUGGAAAAUGUAUAAAGGAGAAUUUUUUGCUGAUGUUGAUACUAAUGUUGAUGCCAAUGCUAAUGCCAAUGGGUGUACCACAAUUAUCGCAAAGCGGUGGGAUAGCAUGUCUAGCCAAGGAUGUCGUCAAUUUUGGACAGAACUUAAUAUUGUUUUCAAGCAUAAGCACGAGAAUAUCAUUGGUCUUGUAGGUUAUUGUAACGAACAGGAUGAAAGGAUCAUCGUUUAUGAGCACGCGCCUUAUGGAACUCUUGAUAUGUAUUUGGAUGACGCUAGUCUAACAUGGAUGAAAAGGCUCAAGAUAUGCAUCGAUGUUGCUAAUGGAUUGGAGUUCCUUCAUAGAGGUGCUAUAACGCUGAAGAAAGUGGUACAUAGGAACAUCCAAAGCCAUGCAAUUCUAUUAUAUGAUGACUGGAAGGCGAAAAUUUCAAAUUUAGAGUUGUCUUCAUCAGAAUCAUUACCGCACGACAUGGAACAUGUCAGCAGUAUUAACGCUUAUGGUGCAUUUGGCUAUCUUGACCCAGAGCACAAACAAGGUUUCUUAACUGAAAAAUCUGAUAUAUAUUCAUUUGGUGUGGUUUUAUUUGAGAUAUUGUGUGGAAGAUUGGCAUGGGUAGAGGACUGCAAGGAUCAUUUGCGAUCUUUAGGUCCUCUAGCUAAAAGGAAAUAUCAAGAAGGAAAGAUUGAUAAGAUGGUGUUUGAUGGUAUAAAGGAACAAAUUGGUCCGGAAUCAAUGGCUACAUUUUCCAAAAUUGCCUAUAAAUGCUUAAAUGACAAGAGAGAAGAACGACCAAUGGCAGGCGAUGUAGUAAUACAACUCAAGAAAGCAUUGGAUGUCCAAGAAGAUUAUGAAAUAUGGGAGGCCCAACUGCCUAAAGACUACAAAGAAAUAAUUCAGAUGUCAGACACCCCCGAGAUCUAUUCUACCAUGAAGCGAAAGGAACUUUACAACUUACUCUCUAAAGGAAUCCUGAUUGCUGAUGGCAAAGUGUGGUUCUCACUUGGAAUUAAUGGAGAAAGAAAUGAAGUGGUAUCAGCAAGCCAAUUUUCAUACAAAAAGCAUCGGAUGCGAUCUAUUCCAGAGUCAAGGUUUCAUAAGAUAGCAGAGAUAUCAGAUAUUUCGAAUUUGAAUAUCCAAAUAAAGAUAAGAACCCAAUUUUUAUCCAUGGGAGUCCACUAUGGCAUUCAUCUCAUAUUUAGAUUUUGUGGUGUAAAAAAAUCCGUAGCUAAACAGAUGUAUGUGAAUCUAGCAUACAAAAUGGGGAAGGAAACUUUAAAUGCAUAUUUCGCUACUUGGGGAGAGGAUGAGUGGAUGAGGAUUGAAUUGUAUCGGUUUUUGAAUGACAAGGAAAAAACUGACGUUGUGUUUCAACUAGAGAGAUUUUCAAGGUCCUAUUGUGGAAACCGCGGCAUUUAUGUUGAAGGCCUUGAGUUUCGAGCCAUUGACAAUGAGAAACAUGACGAAAACAAGGAGAAAUAUCAUAUGCUUUCUGCAAUGGAGGCCAUUUGCAAUUUUUCUGAUACAAAGCUUUGUAUUUUGAAACCCUCAACUGAGUCCAGAUUUCGAAAGGUGAUUGAGCUUUUAUCAACACAAGAAUUUCGUAUCAAGUGCAAAAUUGAAAGUGAAAGAUUGUUACCAAAUACAGAAUACAUAUGUUACCUUGUGUUCAAGCUUUCAGAAAAGUGUAGUGGGUUGCAUUGCCCAGUAAAAGUACGAGAUCAACAGCAGGCCGAGAUCAAACAGACUCGAAUUGUUUAUUUUAGAACCCCACACUCAUGGAAUGUGACCGGUGACGAUAAUCAGGGUCCAAAAGAGAGGGAAGAUGGAUGGAUGGAGGUUAAUUUGUGGAAGUUCAGAUCAGAGCUUGAUAUUGAUAAUGACUAUAUCUUAAUAAAUUUGAAACUUGCAACUUAUGAAGGAACUAUGGUUGGUCUUGUUGUAUGUGGCCUAGAGUUUCGUCCGAUGUAGGAUUAGGUGUAUAUAUGUUCCAGUUAUAACAGAUGAAUUUUCAGGUACAUCUCCAAACAUCUCUAUAUCCAUAUUCAGUAACUUCUGUUAGUAGCUAAUGUGUUAGAAUGAGGUUACAAAAAUUGUGUUAUUAUGACUAUAUAUAAUCCAGCCAUUUAUGUA
This is a messenger RNA of Erigeron canadensis, 5266 nucleotides long. RefSeq lists its product as uncharacterized. Gene Ontology annotation, biological process: protein autophosphorylation. The transcript is spliced from 12 exons. The record is from RefSeq and is a predicted model, not a curated record. Gene Ontology annotation, cellular component: plasma membrane; plasmodesma. Lineage: Eukaryota; Viridiplantae; Streptophyta; Magnoliopsida; Asterales; Asteraceae. Bases 92 to 5104 code for a protein of 1670 amino acids. Gene Ontology annotation, molecular function: ATP binding; transmembrane receptor protein tyrosine kinase activity.